This is a messenger RNA of Serpula lacrymans var. lacrymans S7.9, 474 nucleotides long. RefSeq lists its product as uncharacterized. Lineage: Eukaryota; Fungi; Basidiomycota; Agaricomycetes; Boletales; Serpulaceae. The transcript has a single exon. The record is from RefSeq and is a predicted model, not a curated record. Bases 1 to 474 code for a protein of 157 amino acids.
AUGAAGCAUUGUGAUUGUAAUAUUUAUGAUACUACCGCUGCACCAGCUUCUCCUUUGGAGUGUGGCCCCGGCGAGACAAACACUAGGGUGCUUGAUUCUGGUAAAAAUAAAAAUAAAAAUAUAGAAAAUACCAAAGUAGAAAAACAUGUCUCUUUUGAUUCUUCUUCUUCUUUGGAGCCACUUUCCACAGAAAUCCCAAAGCGUGUGUUGAUGUGCACAUAUUUAUUCCAAAAAGAGAUCCGUUUAAAUGUUGGUGUGGAAAACCUUGCCCAGGGCAUGGUACACCCAACCAGCGCACUGUUUGAUUCAGGCGCUAACAGCAUCUUCACAGAUCAGGUCUGGGCGGAGCAAGUCGGACUCCCCCUUGUAAAAUUAGAUGUAUCUAUUCUCGUCUAUAACGUGACAAAACCGGAUAAACCCGGUCUCUGCCAAAGCAGCCAUUGUUCUCCAUGGAGUAUAGCCACCACUCCAUAG